AUGCGCACCAGCCCCAUGGAUCCUCCAACUCGUCCAAGACGUCACCAGGCACGUGGGGCAGCCGGCGGCGGGGGCGGGGAGCCCGGAGGCCGCGAUUCGGCUCGACGACGAGCUCGCGACGAACGGGCCCAGAGAGAUGGAGAGUCCCUGGCCGACAACGAGCUUGUCAAGUACUGGGAGGCCAACAAGGUCGAGCUCGACGCCGCUGCCUGGCUGCGGUAUCCGGCACUGUUUCUCGAUGGCUACAUUUCGAAUGGAUUUCGCCGAUGGAUCGGGAACCGUUCGACAAUACAGCUUCCGCUGGGCCAGUAA
Cordyceps fumosorosea ARSEF 2679 is the source of this 312-nucleotide messenger RNA. RefSeq lists its product as hypothetical. The transcript has a single exon. The record is from RefSeq and is a predicted model, not a curated record. Lineage: Eukaryota; Fungi; Ascomycota; Sordariomycetes; Hypocreales; Cordycipitaceae. The coding region runs from base 1 to 312 and encodes 103 amino acids.